Rhodotorula toruloides NP11 is the source of this 228-nucleotide messenger RNA. RefSeq lists its product as uncharacterized. The coding region runs from base 1 to 228 and encodes 75 amino acids. The transcript is spliced from 6 exons. The record is from RefSeq and is a predicted model, not a curated record. Lineage: Eukaryota; Fungi; Basidiomycota; Microbotryomycetes; Sporidiobolales; Sporidiobolaceae.
AUGCCCAAGAACGCUCACGACGUCUACCACGGCUGGCACGGCAUGUCUGUCAAUCCGCAGGCCUCUCCUGCUCAGCAGGCGUACGCCAGGGAGCAAAUGGCCCAGACAAGCAGCCAUUUCCAUGGUCAUCACGGGGCCGCCCACAACGAAACGGCGGGAGAUCAGGCCAAGUCGAACGCCAUGCACGGCAUGCAGCAGACGCAGCCCGACGCCUGGAAGAACCGCUGA